Messenger RNA from Durusdinium trenchii, 1935 nucleotides. The record is from the annotation of a GenBank genome assembly. NCBI's taxonomy places the organism in Eukaryota, Dinophyceae, Suessiales, Symbiodiniaceae.
CAGGAAUUCAACAGCAGGUUUUGGCUCUGAUGUGGACCCCUUUGGGGGCGACAUGAGGCCGACCUGGGUCGCAGCACGGCAUGGAUGGCGCUGCCUUGGCGCUUAGGAGGUGCUUGCAGAGAGCCUUUCCAAAAUGGCUGAGGAGUUGCACGAUCCUGGCAGUAGCUUGUGUCCGUUUGGCUUGGUAGCCCUACCACAUCCGCCUUAUGCAGGCUCGUGAGCAGCAUGGAGUGUCAUUCCACGAGAGAAUUGUUUGUGCUCCACAUGGCGAAGGAAAGCGGCCCACGCUGGCACAGGCAAUGGAAAGAGGCGUUGACGAUCCUUGAGAAGCUUCCGGAGCUGCGCCGUGACAGCAUCUACAGGAUCAUCAGCGCCCAGGAAACAGGUCGACAAUGGACAGUCGCGGCUUGUGUGCUCACUCACUUGAGAAUAUGCAGCAUCCAACAGGAGAUGGCCACCAUGCUCCCAGCCAUCAGUGUAUUUGGGAGGUGCUAUUUGUGGACGAUGGCCGUGCAAACGUUACGAGGAGCACAAAUGAGGCACUUGGAAGCAACAGCACUGUCAUACAACGCUGUAGUGUCAGCCAGUGGGAGGGAUCCCAACACUGCCUGGAUGCAAUGCUUGGGCAUGUUAUCCGAAUUUGCCGACAGAGAACUACAAUGGACAACGGCUUCUGUAAAUUCAGCAAUAACUGGCUGUGGCAGGUUGCAGGGUUGGCAACAAGCUUUGCAUUUGCUUCAGGAAGUGCAGAAUCGCAGUUUUCUGAUGAACACAAUCACCGCCGGCGCAGCUAUAAGUGCUUGUGAUUCGAGUGCACAAUGGCAGGUGGCGCUGCUUUUUGCAAAAGCUCUUCAGGAAUCAACGCUGCAGCAUGGCCUCACGGCAUACAGUGCAGCCGUCAGUGCAUAUGCGACAAGUGGGAAGUGGCUGUUGUCCCUGGAGCAGCUGUUUCAACUGAAACAGUUGAAUUUAGUGCCCACCGUUAUUGCACCCAGUGCGGCGAUCAGUGCUUGUGAGAAAUGCAAGCAAUGGUCGACGGCACUGAGUAUGUUCAAACAACUGCAAGCAAGGAACAUACAUGAUUUGAUCAUGUAUGCUGCGGCUAUUCGUGCUUGCGAGAAGGGCAAGCAGUGGCAGUUUGCACUUGGCCUUUUUGCUGAAUGUGAACUGGAAAGAACACUGUUAGGCUCCAAUGUUUACAAUGCUGCAAUCAGUGCAUGCGAGAAAUGCAGCGAAUGGGAAAGAGCAAUUCUCCUGUUUUCUAAGCUCGGCGUGCAGCGUUUGAGGUAUGACAUCAUCACAUACAAUGCUGCCAUUAGUGCCUGUGGCAAUGGUGACCAGUGGGAAUUUGCGUUGGCAUUAUUCCAAGAAUGUGAGUUCAACAGCGUGGAACGGUCAGUGGUAACCUAUGCUGCCAGCAUCUCUGCAUGUGAAUCUUGUGGGCUUUGGGACCUGGCGCUUGAUUUGUUUUGGGCGUGUCAGAGAUCUGGCUUGCAGCAAAGUCUAGUUUUGUACAAUGCAACUAUGAGUGCUUGUGAGAAGGUUGGGCGAUGGGAAAUGGCACUUGGUAUGAUGUCAGAACUGCACGACGUUGGCUUUCAAGCUAACAGCAUCACAUGCAACGCUGCUCUAAGUGCCUGCGAGAAGGGCAAUCAAUGGCAACGUGCCCUUGUUUUGUUUCAGAUGCUGAAAACCAGUGGUCAGGGGACAUUUGUGACUCAUUGUGCCGCUUUAGGUGCCUGUGCAGAAGGAAUUCAAUGGCUGUUGGCCUUGCAAGUACUUGGCAAUAUGAGAGAAGUGCAGAUGCAUUCUUUGGUUGCGUCAUGCAUGGCAGCACAUGCUUGCGAAUUUAAUUUUCAAACUAGUAAAUUUAGAAUGGUUUUGGCCAUAUUGGAAACCGAUCUAUUAGAAUUGUUAAAUGAAAAUAUAAUUUAA